UUGAAUUAAGUCUAUAAAGGUUGAAUUGAAUAUAUGAGUUCAGCCGAAGAUCAAGUGUUAAAAGUAAAGUAAUGAUUACGCAAUCGCUGAACACACCACAUUCGAAAUCGAUUCGAGUGUUUACGCCCGGAAGAGAUUGUUUUCAUUUGGUGUUGGGUCCCCAACCGCCUAUCGUCCCAUUGCCCAUAUCAAUUAUUUAAGGCAGUGCAACUGACGUGUCUCAAUGUAAAUGAGUGCGCGAUUCCAUGGGGGAUUCGCUGGCCAUAAAGAAGGAAAAUCAACAUAGCCCACCUUAUGCAAAUAUCAGAGCUAAUCAACUUGCAGAAAAUGACCACCCACUCCGUUGUUGACCUGCGCUCGGACACCGUCAGCCAGCCCACGGACAAGAUGCGGGCCCGGAUGGCCGCCGCCGUGGUCGGGGAUGACGUUUACGGCGAGGAUCCCACCGUCAACGAACUGGAGGCGCGGACAGCGGCCAUUUUCGGCAAGGAGGCGGGCCUCUUUGUGCCCAGCGGCACCAUGGGAAAUCUACUGGCAAUUAUGGUUCACUGCCAUCGUCGUGGCACGGAGGCCCUGGUCGGCGAUUUAUCGCACAUCUUUCUGUACGAACAAGGUGGCGCCUCGCAUUUGGCCGGAGUCCAAUUAGCCACUCUGAAGAACGAGCAGGAUGGCACCUUUAGUCUACAGGAUCUGCGCCGCAGGAUUCGCCACGAAGACUGCCAUGAGCCCAUCACCUCGCUGGUGGUGGUGGAGCAAACCCACAAUAUCUGCGGCGGCAAAGUGGUGCCCCUGGCCUUCUUGGAUGAGCUAGCUGCUCUGGUCCGUCAGCCGGGCGUGGGCACUGGAAACGCCCGCAUCGCUCUCCACAUGGACGGAGCGAGGGUCUUUAAUGCGGCCACCGCCUUGGGCGUGGGAGUGGAGCGCAUCUGCCGCGACUUCGAUUCGGUAUCCAUCUGCCUCAGCAAGGGCUUAUCGGCUCCCGUGGGAUCCGUGUUGGUCGGCUCCAAGGCCUUCAUUACGGAAGCCCAUCGACUGCGCAAAGCUUUGGGAGGCGGAAUGCGACAGGUGGGAGUGUUAGCAGCAGCUGGACUGGUGGCUUUGGAUGAAGUGGUUCCACUUCUGAGCAAAGAUCACGAACGGACCAAGAAAAUUGCCAAAGCUAUUUACGGACUGAAUAGUCCCAACAUUACCGUAGACUUGGAGUCUGUCCAAAGCAAUAUCCUUCUGGUAGAGAUAACCCAACCCAAACUGAAGGCCAGUGAGUUCUCCACACGGUUGAGCAUCGUUGAUGCUGGAGAAGUGGAGGCCGGAGUGACGGACAAAAACGGAGCCGGAAUCGUGGUGAAGGCCAGUGCCCGGGAUUGGGCAUUUGCGAGACUGGUGCUCUACCAUCAGGUGGACGAUGAGCAAGUGGACCUGGCCAUCAAGAAGCUGAAGUACGUCAUCGGCCAGUACGACAAGCAAUGGCCCAGGACGUAGACUUUUGUAAUUCUUUUGAAUAUUACUGGAAAGACAAACACAAUUAGAUUUUGCAUUUUGUCGUUUAAUUAAAGACACAGAGGGAGCAAAAGAAGA
Messenger RNA from Drosophila mauritiana, 1575 nucleotides. RefSeq names its product probable low-specificity L-threonine aldolase 2. Gene Ontology annotation, molecular function: L-allo-threonine aldolase activity. Gene Ontology annotation, cellular component: cytosol. The coding region runs from base 295 to 1479 and encodes 394 amino acids. The transcript is spliced from 5 exons. Gene Ontology annotation, biological process: L-threonine catabolic process; glycine biosynthetic process. The record is from RefSeq and is a predicted model, not a curated record. Lineage: Eukaryota; Metazoa; Arthropoda; Insecta; Diptera; Drosophilidae.